CAGAAAGCGCACGUACUGGACUUCAAUGGACGGGUCAAAAAGGCUUCAUUGAAGAACUUCCAGCUCGCCUGUCCUGCGAAUCCGGACGAGAAGGUGAUACAGUUCGGUCGGGUGGAUGAAGACCACUUUGCACUCGACUACAGCUUCCCCUUGUGCGCUCUGCAAGCCCUCGCCAUCGCCCUGUCCUGCUUCGAGUGACACCGCCUCAACACCGUCCACACGCCCCCCGUCCACACCUCUGUCCCCAAAACAUCUUCAGCCUUCACUGGACACUAAAGAACCAGAGAAGAAGAAGCAGAAAGCAUAUGUGCUGGACUUAAAUGGACGGGUCAAAAAGGGCGCAGUGCAGAACUUCCAGCUCGCCUGUCCUGCAAAUCCGGACGAGAAGGUGAUACAGUUCGGUCGGGUGGAUGAAGACCACUUUCUGCAGGACUGCAGCUUCCACUUGUGCACUCUGCAAGCCUUCGCCAUCACUUCGACAAGUGACCUCAACACCGUCUACACGUGCACCGUUCACACACAUGUCCCCAUAACAUCUUCACCCUUCAAUAAAAACAAUAAAACUAGAGAAGAGUAUUUCCUGAUGGAUAUGAUGAGUGUGCAGGUUUACCAAGUCCCAGGAUGUUUCUAGAGUGAUGUAAGAUGUUU
Molecule: messenger RNA, 648 nt
Organism: Pygocentrus nattereri (red-bellied piranha)
Lineage: Eukaryota; Metazoa; Chordata; Actinopteri; Characiformes; Serrasalmidae
Product: tubby protein homolog 1-like
Exons: 3
Coding region: 116-631 (171 amino acids)
Biological process (GO): protein localization to cilium
Cellular component (GO): cilium
Source: RefSeq, a predicted model, not a curated record